Zootoca vivipara (common lizard) is the source of this 5149-nucleotide messenger RNA. RefSeq names its product UDP glycosyltransferase 8 (gene UGT8). Gene Ontology annotation, cellular component: endoplasmic reticulum. Gene Ontology annotation, molecular function: N-acylsphingosine galactosyltransferase activity. The record is from RefSeq and is a predicted model, not a curated record. Lineage: Eukaryota; Metazoa; Chordata; Lepidosauria; Squamata; Lacertidae. Gene Ontology annotation, biological process: galactosylceramide biosynthetic process.
GCAUAUGCCCUUCUACUGAGUUAUCACCCAUAAAAGUGUGAGAGGGAAUGCACAGAGCAAGUAGUGUAGGAACAUUUCUACAGUAGAAACUGCAGCUUGCAAUUUAGACCCCUGGUGUUGUAUAUAUUCAUAUUUUUAUUUCAUGAAAAUAAUCUUUUAAAAUCAGUUGAAUUCCUAACAGUAGCACAGUAAGGCUAAGUUUUAUAAUACUGGGCAUACCAUUUGUAAAAAUGUGUGAUUCUGCAAUAUAUUGAUUGACUUCAGUUCUAGUCUGCCCAUCUAUGUCAUAGGGCAGAGUAAGAGUACAAGUAGUACAAGCCAGGAACGGUAUGUAAAACCCUAAGUGUUUCCACCCAAAAAGUUUUGUUGUGCAAGUUUGCUUUAAUUGAACUGAACGGCAUAGAAUUCUUAAUCAGUCACAACAGAAGGCUGUGUUUGUACAUAAUUGUACAUAAUUACAAUUAUGUAUGAAAUAGAGUAGUCUACAAACGCAAAUAUUUUUGCUCUUCUCUCAAAAACUGUAUUCAGAUGACCAAUAAAUAAAGAAGGGGGAAUUGGCAUCAGUUUCUGCGGGGUCACUGUGACCUCUUCUAAUGUUCUUUAUAGAGUCUCUCUGUGUUGUUCAAGUUAUACAAUAACUUUGGCAAAAACAAACAAACAAAAAAACCACCAGUUCAGUAUGUUGAAUACCUUACGUAAUUCGGCCUUCACUAUAUUAGUAGCCUAGAUUGCUUUCUAUGUAGCCAGGAAUAAAGGACCCUUAAACUCUUCCUUUACACAGAAAGCUCUGUGUAAUUCAAAACUAUUAUACUAACUGAAGCUGGUUGUGCCUAUUUUAUAUACCUUUGGGGCCAAACAUGAUGAGGAUCUUCCCUGCAGAACAUUUUGAAAUCACUGCCUGAGUUCAUAAAGGCCCUGGAGCAUCAUAAAUGGCACGUUUGGCUAAUCACCUUCCUCUUUCUCUGACCUAAUUGCAUAACUGAAGCCUAUUGGCUGGAACUGUUCAGAAAUGGCUUUCUUGAUUUCAAACCACCACAUUCUAACUGAAAUUCCAACACAAACAGGGGAGGGUCUCUUGAUUGAGGGAACUUGAUAAUUUAGCUGGCUGUUGGGUCAGACGGGGGUCUUUCUGGAGAACUAUCAAGAUCUUUACUUCACAGGCAAAGAAAGGAAAGUAAAAAGAGUAGAAUAGAAAGUAAACGGUUGCUGUUGUGUGCGGCACUGUCUCUGUGAGGUGGUGGUACCUAUAACUUUGUAUGUCUUACUGUCUCGGCUUCAGGGAUGUUUCCAUAGCACAGUCUUCAGUGCUUGACAAUGAAGCAGAGUCACUAAACUCUAUUAUAACUAAUUAACUGCUGAUUUGGAUUGGAAUGGAGAUUUCAAGAGGUUAAGGACAUAUUAAUUAAGCAGAUAAUGUGCUAAGAGUCCUGCCCUGCUUUGCUAUCUCUUAUGAUGUAACAAGUAAUUUAAAACCUCCUGGUAACAUGAUGAGAGAGACUGAGGCUGUAAAGAUUGCUGAGCUGCUGGCACUAAAGUGCUGCUAAUUGGUUUGAAGAGCCUCUCUUUAGCCAUGACUUUUUCUUCUUGCUGAAGAGACUUAAACUGCUCAGGAAGGAGCGAAGUGAACUGAACCAAGAAAGAUAUGAGCUAUGAAGUCUUACAUUCCAUUUUUCAUUCUUCUUUGGAGUGCCGUCGGAAUCUCAAGGGCUGCCAAAAUCGUUAUUGUGCCGCCAAUUAUGUUUGAAAGCCAUCUGUAUAUUUUCAAGACCCUGGCCUCAGCCUUGCACGAGCAAGGACACCAAACAGUUUUCCUUCUGUCUGAGGGCAGAGACAUCCCUCCAUCUAAUCACUAUAGACUGCAACGUUACCCAGGAAUCUUUAAUACCAGCACCUCAGAUGAGUUUCUUCAAUCCAAAAUGAGGAGUAUCUUUUCUGGGAGACUAACAGCCCUGGAACUGUUUGACAUUCUGGAACACUAUUCCAAGAAUUGUGACAUGAUUGUAGGCAACAAGAAGCUCCUGCAUGCCCUGAAACAGGAAAAAUUUGACCUGCUGCUAGUGGAUCCUAAUGAAAUGUGUGGAUUUGUUAUUGCUCAUCUUUUAGGGAUUAAAUACGCGGUUUUUUCCACUGGACUUUGGUAUCCAGCAGAAGUAGGUGCUCCAGCACCUUUAGCAUAUGUUCCAGAAUUUAAUUCACUUCUCACAGAUCAUAUGAACUUGCUAGAGAGGCUUAAGAACACUGUUGUAUAUCUGGUUUCAAGAUUUGGAGUCAGCUUUUUGGUUCUGCCAAAAUACGAAAGGAUAAUGCAGAAGUACAAUGUACAGCCAGCAAGGUCCAUGUAUGAAUUGGUUCAUGAUUCUAGCCUGUGGAUGCUGUGUACUGAUGUAGCACUAGAGUUUCCAAGACCCACCCUUCCAAAUGUUGUGUAUGUGGGAGGAAUCCUUACCAGACCAGCCAAUCCUCUACCAGAAGAUCUCCAAACAUGGGUGGAUGGUGCUAAUGAAAAGGGCUUUGUCCUUGUUUCAUUUGGAGCAGGAGUCAAAUACUUGUCAGAAGAUAUAGCACAUAAAUUGGCCCAUGCUCUGGCAAGACUUCCUCAAAGAGUUAUUUGGAGGUAUUCGGGAAAGAAACCUAGGAACUUGGGUAACAAUACAAAACUCAUAGAAUGGUUACCGCAGAAUGACUUACUGGGUCACUCUAAGAUUAAGGCCUUCCUGAGUCAUGGUGGUCUGAACAGCAUUUUUGAAACCAUGUACCAUGGUGUACCUGUGGUGGGAAUUCCUCUUUUUGGAGAUCAUUAUGACACUAUGACCCGAGUGCAGGCCAAAGGCAUGGGAAUAUUACUAAACUGGAAGACUAUUACUGAGGAUGAAUUAUAUAAAGCACUGGUGAAAGUUAUUAAUGAGCCCAGCUACAGACAAAGGGCCCAGAAGCUGUCUGAAAUUCAUAAAGACCAACCAGGUCAUCCUGUUGAUCGAACAGUCUACUGGAUUAAUUACAUCCUUCGUCAUAAUGGAGCACAGCAUCUACGUGCUGCUGUUUACACAGUCUCUUUAUAUCAGUAUUUCUUAUUGGAUAUUGCCGUUAUUGUACUGCUUGGUACUGCCUUACUCUGCUACAUUUUGGCCAGGAUAGCAAAAUUUAUCCGCAAGCAAAGCAAACAUCUUUGGUCCACUGAUGAACAUACUACCAUUAAUGGACAUUACCAAAAUGGGAUACCAAAUGGCAAGUAUAGAAGAAAUGGCCACAUUAAACAUGAAAAGAAGGUGAAAUGAGCCAACUACCCAAUGUACAUUAGCAGCGAAUCAGUUCUAUAAUUGAAUUUUAUAGCUGUAACUUAGUCUAACACCUACUUAAAGCAAAACAAUAAACAGUUCUAACGCUCCCCUACAGUAUGUAAUCUUAUGCGAUUAAAUUCUGCAGAACUAAGGAAAAUCUUUAGAAAAAUGAAGCACAACCUAAAAUGCAAAAUGUAUUUUAUUAUUAAUACUGAUGCAAAAAGGUUAUUCUGGCACUGAAGUUUUUUUAGAAGCCUUAAUUCUCUGAAGUAAUUCAAUAAGUAUAUUUAUGACUUCUCCAUUUGUGAAUCUACAUGUGUGCGUCCCAGAUAAGGAAAGGUUCACUCUUACUUGGCAACUAUUCUUUUUUUUCUCUUCAUAUACUCAGUCACAUUUUUCCAGAGAGAACUUUGUUUUGAUUCCUUGAAGUUUCACUAUGUUAUCUGGCAAUGAUGUUAAAGUCAUCUUUCCUGGAAGAAUCAUAAUGCAGCCAUAUGAAUCAUAUUCUUAAAAGGCGCUGAAGAAUAUGAUAACAAAACACUAAUUUUGAUAUACUACUUAACUCUUCCUUUCUCUUCCAUUUCUUUAGAGAAAAGGAAAUUGCACAAGAGUACUGUAAGCUGUAAUUUUAUAUUUAUGUAUAUUUUAUCUUCCUUCUUCACUUUCCACAUAUCCAUUAAUUUAUGCCAUUGUAAGUGUGUUGUUUUAUUUUGAUAAUUACAAGGGCUGUGUGGAUAGAUUAGAUAGUUUAGAAAAACAAAUGAAGCAGGGGGAAAAGAAAAUCUGCCCCAGGCUCUUUGGAAAAGGUCUUGCCAUGUCCCUUGAGCAAUGCAGAAUCAAACUACCUUUGGGAUUUGUUACAAAGUUGAAUGUCUUUGCUUUUAUAUUAUUGCAAUUAAGUUCCCCACUCGCACCCCAAAGCCACGGUGGUUCUGAGGUUCACUGUCAAUAGUUUUCUCUGUGUUCCUUCUGCUGGUCUGGGCCACACAAUCCAUGUUACAUAGUUGCCAACAUCAAUUCUCUGAAUAAAUUGGAGGCUAUCCUUUUUGUCAGUUACUGCUGUCUUUGUAGAGGUUUGAUAUCAUGCAUGACAUUGAACCUAGGAAACCUAGUUGGGAUGUUUGUCUCUGCCCACGCCCAUAGCUGCCUUUCUGCACAACACUUUCAAUCACUGUAGCCGAUACCAGACUUUUGUGGCUUUAAACAGAGAAUAGGAACAUAAGGCAUUGAGCAAAUAUCAGGACGUUCCUAUUGAACCAGUGUUGGCAAUAUCAGGACGUUCCUAUUGAACCAGUGUUGGCAACUAUGAGUUUAUUAAUUUCCAUGUCAUUCUGUUUACUUGGAAUUUGCACUGCACAUGUUGUGAGUGUCCGCUGUAUUUAUUUGCAGUUUGAAAUCCCAUGUCUUAACAUCAGGGGGUGGGAAGUCUCUACUGAGUGUUGUUCACUAACAUGGGAAGAGUUCUGAACAAAACAGAAUGCUAAAAACCAUCUUCAUACACAGUGACAUGGCAUUCCAUUAUCAUCCCAUCAGGAGCCUCUAUCUUGUAGCAAUAAAGUAGCAUUGCAAAUGUGCUUCUAAUAUUCAGUACAGGACAGUUGUACUGCCUUUCCAGAUACUUGAAGAAAAAAUGGUAUUAUCAAUGUCUGUUAGCUUUAUCUUUUUACAAUCCUAUCAAUAUGUGGCAACUUAAAGGAACACAAAGAGGCAAUGAGUGUUGGGAAAGUGACAGGACCUAGAGUGUAUGUAUGAGUUGGUUUUAAUGUUUUUCUUAUUGAAGGUACACAAGCACUGACCGGAUGAUUAAGAAUAAUUUAAUCUCCACUGUGAUACAACUUAAGCAAUAAACAUGGAUUUAAUAUAGAAACAAA